AUGGACCACGCCUCGAACACGCCCAUCUGUCGCUCUGUACUGGCAUCCACAAUCGCGCUCCUUUCACUGCUGCCGUCCACUCCCACCUACUCUCCUGAUCGCUUCUCCGUAUCAGUAUGCCCUUCGACACCAGUCACUACGCCCACCCCAUCCUCGUCAAUCCCGUUGCUCCCCACGGACGAAUCCUGUUCUCCCGUGCAAUAUCCGAAAGAAGAUGGGAGGCUGCCUCUGAAGUGCGACAACUGCAUGGACAGCAAUUAUCCGUUGUGCACGCUCGGGUUGUUGAGCACUAUGGGAACCUUAGGUCCCAUGCACGAAGCAGACCCAAACAAGGCGUGGGGAUUCCUUGGGAGCGAGUGCGUUGAGCUCAGCCCGACUUUGAGUCAGCACGAGCGCAAGGUCGUAGAAGCGAUCGUCGACCUUUGGGCAAUGGCACCGGACACAUCUUGCUAUCAUAUCACGUCUUGGGCCGCGCAAGAUUAUGCAGAGGCUUUCAACAAGCCACUCGUGCGGUUCGAAAGUUUCAACUGGAGACUUGAAGAGACUCGCGAGCUGUUGCAAGAGCACUUACGCGACUUUGUCCGUCUGGUGAACCAUCACACUGAAGACUACCCCGGCCCAAGCCUCAUCCUAAAGCCGUUUGUUGAUCGAGAAGUAGCCAUGACUUUCGAUCCUUUGGACAACUGCCUUGGCGACCCUCACAACUACUACUACGACGAUGACGACAUACCAGACGACGAUCUUCCACCUGGACGCGAGUUUUGUCACGGGCGCCGACUCCAACGACUAGAGCGAGUGGAGAACACCGCCUGGGAGGAAGAGGAGGAGGAGCUCGAGCGCAUGGCUACAUUGCGGCCGUGGUUUCAUGGUUUCGUACCUAUUGUUUUGUAUUUCUACUCACGGGAUACUACACUAUCAAAACCUGCGACAUUCUUGUAUUACACCUCAGAUAAACAGAUGAGCGGGUUAGAAAUGCACGAUAAUUGCGUAGUUCCCACCGAACACAUUAGACAGAGGCAUGUGAGAGCGGCUGUCUACUGA
This is a messenger RNA of Epithele typhae, 1041 nucleotides long. RefSeq lists its product as uncharacterized. The coding region runs from base 1 to 1041 and encodes 346 amino acids. The transcript is spliced from 9 exons. The record is from RefSeq and is a predicted model, not a curated record. NCBI's taxonomy places the organism in Eukaryota, Fungi, Basidiomycota, Agaricomycetes, Polyporales, Epitheliaceae.